Messenger RNA from Anguilla rostrata (American eel), 2634 nucleotides. It is a transcript of the gene chrnb1, whose product is annotated as cholinergic receptor, nicotinic, beta 1 (muscle). The transcript has 11 exons. The record is from RefSeq and is a predicted model, not a curated record. Gene Ontology annotation, cellular component: plasma membrane; postsynaptic membrane; synapse. Gene Ontology annotation, biological process: nervous system process; chemical synaptic transmission; monoatomic ion transmembrane transport. Gene Ontology annotation, molecular function: transmembrane signaling receptor activity; acetylcholine-gated monoatomic cation-selective channel activity. Bases 560 to 2044 code for a protein of 494 amino acids. NCBI's taxonomy places the organism in Eukaryota, Metazoa, Chordata, Actinopteri, Anguilliformes, Anguillidae.
CGCAAUUCCUCGACAUCUUAAUUUACACCAAAUCAGUGUUUUCUAGGCGACGGCAAGGCCAUGCUAAUAACAAAAAUAAAGAAGGGGAUAAAAGAUCAAAUAAAACGGCGCAUCCCGUUUGCGUCACUGUGAGACUCAUUACCAUUUAAAACAUUGGCCUGCUUCAAUGCAGUCUUUCAAAUACUUAACUCUGAAAAAACUACGUAUAUAAUUAUACAAUACUAAGAUUUCUGUAAAUCAAUAUCCCAAUUUAAUACGGUGCGUGUAUGUGUGUGCGUGCGUGCUUGUGUGUCUUAUCGAAAGAAUUCAUCUCGUCGUUGCCUCUCGCGUUUCAGACACCCCGCCUGCUCGUCCGUAAUUCGAGCCGGGCCCAGUCGGCACUGACUGACGGACAACAACACAAGUCAGGUCUUGGAGUAAAAAGCCACUGUUCUUCGGAGUGGAGGACUAUAAACAAUACCAAACUACGUACCGACGUAUACAUUUCCAGCUCGGCUAUAUCUGUAUUUUUAAUGUUGCUGGAUUUACCGUUUUAGUGGGACUCAACGCCUUGGGCAUAAUGAAGCGCCUGGAUUUAUUCUUGGUAAUAUGCUGUUUAUGUGGACUGUACACUCUAGUGGGCGCGUCAGACGAGGAGAAAAAGCUGAUGAAUGCCCUGUUCGCCAAAUACAACCUGAAGGUUCGGCCCGCCAAUACUCCCGCCGAGAAGGUGGUGGUGAGGAUCGGCAUGACCCUGGCGUCCUUCGUCGGCCUGAACAUGAAGGCGGAGGAGAUGUUUGUAAUUGUUUUCAUGAACCUGGCCUGGACGGACUACCGGCUGUCCUGGGACCCUGCGGAGCACGACGGCAUGGAUGUGAUCCGCAUCCCCGCCGCGAAAGUGUGGCUCCCCGACAUCGUCCUCAUUAACAAUAAUGACGGGGUGUUCGACGUCUCCCUCCGCGUCCACGUCCAAGCCCGCAGCGACGGCAGGGUCACAUGGUCGCCGCCCGCGCUAUACCGGAGCUCGUGCGGAGUGAAGGUGACGUACUACCCGUUCGACUGGCAGAACUGCUCCCUGGUGUUCCACUCCUUCACCUACGACUCCUCGGAGGUGGACCUGCAGCACGCGCUGGACGAGGACGGGCGGGAGAUCCGGGAGGUGGAGUACGACGCGGGCUUCAGCGAAAGCGGGGAGUGGAUCAUCCGGCACCAGCCGUCGAGGAAGAACGUCGUUCGCGCGGAGAACUACGAGGACAUCACCUUCUACCUCAUCAUCGAGAGGAAGCCGCUGUACUACGUCUUCAACAUCAUCAUCCCCUGCAUCCUCAUCACGGUCAUCGCCAUCUUCAAUUUCUACCUUCCUCCGGAUGCUGGUGAGAAGAUGGGUCUCUCCAUUAAUGUCCUGCUGACCCUGACCGUGUUCCUGCUCCUGCUGGCGGACAAGGUCCCCGAAACUUCCCUGGGGGUCCCCAUCAUCGUCAACUACCUGAUGUUCACCAUGGUCCUGGUCACCUUCUCCGUCAUCCUGAGCGUGGUGGUGCUCAACCUGCACCACCGCUCCCCCAACACCCACCACAUGCCCAUGUGGGUCCGGAGGAUCUUCAUCCACCUGCUGCCCCCGUACCUGGGGCUCCAGAGGCCCAAAGUUGAACCCCCCCUCUCCCUGGAGCUGCACCAGCGGAGGGCCACGCCCAUGGCCGUCAGCCGCGCCGCGGACGAGUACUUCAUACGCAAGCCCAGCUCCAACGUCUUCUUCCCCAAACCCAACAGGUACCAGCCGGAGGGCCUGUGCACGGACCUGCGCAGGUUCAUCGAGGGACCCAGCAGCUUCCUCACCCUGCCGCCCGACCUCAAGGCCGCCAUCCAGGCCGUCACCUUCAUCGCCGAGCAGCUGCAGGCCACCAAGGACUACGACGCGCUGAAGGAGGACUGGCAGUAUGUGGCGAUGGUGGUGGAUCGCCUCUUCCUCUGGAUAUUCGUCAUCUUCACCUCCGUGGGCACCCUCGCCAUCUUCACAGACGCCAGCUUCAACACCACCCCCAGUGACCCUUUCAUGACCCCGUAACCCCGGGCAACCCCCCCAAACCCCCCCCCCCCCCCACGCGGAUUCUGACUCUGCCGCACACGCGCAACGCACCGCGCGCGGACUUCUCUGGCCGAGAGACGUGGAACAGAGACGUGUUUGUGUGAUUCAGAAGUGCUGACCAUGUUAUGCUUUCCCUAGUGCAGGGGUGUGUGUGUGUGUGUGUGAGGUGGGCCAAAAUAUAUCUAUCCGAAUUUCAUGCCAGAUCCUGCUCUUAACUGCCCAAUUGCCCCCAAUCACUCGUUUGUGCGAUCCGCCAUUUUAGCCACAUGUGUCUAUAAGCACAUGAAUCGCAGCACUGUUCUUGUGUCUUUAUAUCUAACGUUUUACAGUCAUCUAAUCUGUGAGUGAACAGGGUCUUGGUGUAUUGGGGCAGUUAGCUUAUUGAGCAAGGGCAAUUAAUGGAAGCAAAAACCUGCAUACACACCAACCCUACAGGGAUAGAACUGUUCACCCCUGAGCUAGUGGCUAUAUCUAUUUUAUAUGAGUUAAUUUUGCUGUUUGUAUUGGUGAUGAAAAAUGGUGACCUCACAGUGUUUGGACAACAGGAAGAGACUCCUUUUUUAACUGCA